UUGUGUCGAAAUAUUUAAAUAUUUUAACUUCUCCAAUAUGGCUGGUAAUGAGGCUGGACAUGGUGCUAUUGUCAGAAAUAGAGAUUUGAUUGAUGUGUGGAUAGAAGCACCGAGAGGAAAUAGAAAACAGGUGGUUCAUGAAAAGAUAUUAUCUCUUAUUGAUAUAACAGAUGAACCUUCCAAACAUCUUAAAAGUAAUAUAAUGAAAUACAGCCAGUUGUUUGGGUUGAAAAUGGCAAAUAAAUGGCAGAAAGUAGGACAAUCUCGGAAUCGACUUUUACAAAAUCAGGUAUAUAGGUUAGACAAGAUUAUAAAUAGAAUAAAUAAUGAUUCUGAAGAAAACACAUCUUCGGAUAAGGAACAAGUACCUCCUUGUCGCUCAGUUGGACGGCCAUGGGUGCCAUUUGAAGAGGCAUCGAAGAAAACAAAACGAAGACGUGUAGCCGAACUAACCACAGACAGAUCUGCAAAUGAACUUCCAUUUGCUGUAAAUGUCGUUUCUGAAAGCAAUCACAGUGAUGUCUCGCCACAAAUUUUUAGUUUUAGUACAGCUGAAGCUUUAGCCCUUAUGGUAGAUUUGAAUAUAUCCAAAACAGCUGAAAGUAUCCUUGAAAUAAUAAAUUUUGAAGAGAGAGAUUGCCGGAUUAAAGUGAUAUGCAAGUGGGGAUUUGAUGGCAGUUCUGGGCAUAGCCAAUAUAAGCAGAAAUUUUCUGAUUUAGAAAACACCGACGAAUUUCUGUUUGUUGUAGCAAUGACGCCACUCAGAUUGAUUGAUAUGGAAACGAAUAAGGUAUUGUGGAAAAAUGAGAGCCCUUCAUCUACUUUAUAUUGUAGGCCGAUCAAGUUUUUAUUUAAAAAGGAAAAUGCUGAUUUAGUGCGGAAUACGGAAAAGGAAAGAAUAACAAAAAUUGAAAAUUUGAUUCCUAUUGAGAUUAAAACAAAAGAAGGGCACUCUUAUAUAAUUGAAGUUGAUAUGAUGUUAACAAUGUUGGACGGCAGUGUUGGAAACGUUCUAUCAGAGACAAAUUCAACUCUGAAGUGCAUCAUUUGCCGAGCCAGACCCAAGGACAUGAACACGUUAGCAGGGAUUAACCGUCCUCCUAACGUAGACAAUUACCGGUUUGGUUUGUCAACUUUACACUGCUGGAUUCGUUUUUUUGAAUGCUUACUCCAUAUUGGAUACCGCCUGCCAAUUAAAUCUUUCCAGGUUCGUGGGCCUGAAAACAAAGCUAUAGUCGAAGCAAACAAAAAACGAAUCCAAGCAGAGUUCAGAGCCAAACUGUCUCUAAUAGUUGACAAACCAAAACCCGGGUAUGGCUCCUCAAAUGAUGGCAAUACGGCCAGAAUUUAUUUCCACAAUCCACAAACAAGUUCAGAUAUCACAGGGGUUGACAGGGAAUUAAUCGAGAAAUUUGCGAUCAUCUUAGGAGUGUUAGCUAGUGGUUGCGCUAUUGAUAUGGAAAAGUUUGCAUCAUUGCUGGAAGAAGCAAGAAAUUUGUAUAUCCACCUUUAUAAGUGGUACAACAUGCCAAACACGAACUGUCGGAGGAUGCGCUUGUGGCUCGCCAUAAAGAGGUUAGGAAACAUCGAUUAUCUCACACCAGAAAAUGUUCAAGAACAGAUACGAAUAGAUACGAAUAAGGAUCUCAUGCGUGUUCUUUUACUUACUUCUGAUCCUUUUAUAUCCUCAAAAAGAAAGGUGAGCUCAAAAAAAUAUAAGAAAUGCAACGAGGCAGUUCAGAACUAUUUAAAAAAGCAAGAAAAUGAUGAUUUAGAGUGCCGAGACAAUGAUUUCCGAAAAUUAUAUCUCUUUAAUCGCGAAAAUGUGGAGUGGUUAGCGCAUUAUUUUUUUGCUGACAGCGGUGAAAAGCGAGGAGGAGCAUUAUCAGCUGUGAAUAAGAUGAACAUUUUUCUGCGUCAGUUGUCAGACCCUGGCUUUCAAAAUGCCGUUGCUGAAGAGCUUGGUGUUUAUAAAACAUACACUUCCGUCCUGAACGUCGUUUUGGAGAAGGCCAACAUUUGGAUUAAAUUCCCCAAAAGCGCUGACGACUUUAUGAAUGCUAAACAACUGUGGUCGGAGAAAUACCGUUUCCCAAAUUCUAUCGGCGCAAUAGAUUGUACGCAUGUCAGGAUUCCAAAGUUUGCUGAAUUCGAAUAUAUAAACAGGAAAGGAUAUCCUAGCAUCAGCAUACAGGCAACUUGCAAUGCCAAAUAA
Molecule: messenger RNA, 2215 nt
Organism: Acanthoscelides obtectus
Lineage: Eukaryota; Metazoa; Arthropoda; Insecta; Coleoptera; Chrysomelidae
Source: the annotation of a GenBank genome assembly